AUGACUGAAACUUUACCCUACGUCGAACAGUACGGUCUUCAAUCUGAAGAAACUUACCCUUAUACGUGGCUCAAGACACUGCCUGUAGUUAUAACUCCUCCAAAGUCGUUACCAGAAUUAACAACUACUUUCCGCUUCCAGCAGAAGAUUGAAAGUGCUCUUUUAGAAGCUGUAGCUGAAGUCGGUCCAGUGUCCGUUGCUAUAAAUGCUGCUUACAUAAGUUCCUACGCCUCUGGCGUCUUCGAAGAGGCUGAGUACUCACCCGAAGACCUCGACCACGGUGUGCUCGUUAUAGGAUAUGGAACAUAA
Ceutorhynchus assimilis (cabbage seed weevil) is the source of this 309-nucleotide messenger RNA. The record is from the annotation of a GenBank genome assembly. Lineage: Eukaryota; Metazoa; Arthropoda; Insecta; Coleoptera; Curculionidae.